AGCCGUGCAUACUAUCUCAUCACACACGCAUAGAGAGAGAGAGAGAGCAAGAUGGGUUUGGAAAAGCCUCAUGCCGUUUGCAUUCCAUACCCAGCACAAGGCCAUAUCAACCCCAUGUUUAAGCUAGCGAAGCUCCUCCAUUCCAGAGGCUUCUACAUCACCUUUGUCUACACCGAGUUCAACUACAAGCGUCUCCUGCGGUCCAGAGGCUCUGAUUCCAUCAGUUGUCUUGACGAUUUCUGUUUCGAGACCAUACCUGACGGCCUCCCGCCGUCCGACUGUGAUGCCACCCAAGACAUCCCGGCUCUGUGCGACUCCACAAGCAAAAACUGUCUCAUACCAUUCCGAAACCUCGUGACGAAGCUCAACAACACAACCGGCAUACCUCAGGUGAGCUGCAUCAUUGCCGAUGGGGUCAUGUCCUUUACACUGCCCGUCGCCGACGAGCUUUCCAUACCUGAGGUUCUGUUCUGGACAACGAGCGCUUGCGGCUUCUUGGGCUACUUCUACUAUUGGCAGCUGAUCGAGAGAGGCUUUACACCAUUCAAAGAUGAUAGCUACUUAACAAACGGAUGCCUUGAUACACGCAUCGACGGGUUACCCGGUAUGAAGGAUAUCCGUCUAAGGGAUUUCCCCAGUUUCAUCCGAACAACGAAUCCCGACGACAUCAUGCUUAACUUCGUUGACCAAGAAGCGCAUAGAGCUUCCAAAGCAUCGGCGGUCCUUUUCAACACGUUCGAUGAUUUGGAGCGUGAUGUUCUAGAUGUAAUGAGAUGCAAGAUUCCCCACAUCUACACACUCGGCCCUCUAUCUCUUCAAUGCAACAAGAUACAAGACAGCAGCUUGAAAUCGAUCACAUCAAGCUUGUGGAAAGAAGAAGAUGAAUGUCUAGAGUGGUUAGAUAAAAAGAAGCCCGGAUCGGUCGUUUAUGUCAACUUCGGCAGCAUAACUGUCAUGUCGGCCGAGCAGUUGAGGGAGUUCGCCUGGGGGCUAGCAAAUAGCAACCAUCCAUUCUUGUGGGUCAUUCGUCCUGAUCUUGUGGCUGGAGAUGCAGCCAUGUUGCCACAAGAUUUCGUAAGCGUGACCCAAAAGAGGGGCCUGCUCUCGGGUUGGUGUCCACAAGAGCAAGUGUUGUCCCACCCUUCUAUUGGAGGGUUCUUAACGCAUUGUGGGUGGAAUUCAACGAUCGAGAGCAUAUCUGGGGGCGUGCCUGUUAUAUGUUGGCCAUUCUUCGCUGAGCAACAGACGAACUGCCGGUUCGCUUGCACUGAUUGGGGAAUUGGCAUGGAGAUCGACAACGAUGUGAGGCGAGAUGGCGUGGAGGUGCUUGUGAGGGAGCUGAUGGAUGGAGAGAAAGGGAAGAUUAUGAGGAAGAAGGCCAUGGAGUGGAAGAAGGUCGCUGAGAAUGCUACCGAGAAAGGAGGAUCUUCUUACGGGAAUCUGGACCAACUAAUCAGUGAGGUGCUUUGUACUGUAAAGUACAAGUCUACUCUAAGCCUGUGAUGGACAUGCAAGUACGCUGCGUUUGUAGUGUUGGUGUGCCCGUGUAUGGAUGGUCAUGAUCUUCCUGAGUAGGAAACUAGCAAUGUCUUUGUUUGAGAAGACGAGUUAAUUAGUUACAGCAGCAAUCGAAGGGAUUGGUUUAAAAAAAAAAAAAAAGAGUAAAAUAGAUGAAAAGAACUAGUCAACCAUAUGCUGUUAAACAUAUGUGUCAUUACCGGCCCACGCAGUGCAUGCAUCUCCACAGGAUUACGUUUUAUUUAUAUAUCAUUGUCAACCCAUGUAGUCGUAUUUGCUUACGUAUUUCAUUUGUUGUUUUUAAAUUAAAAGGAAGAAGCAUGGUGACAACAA
This is a messenger RNA of Magnolia sinica, 1851 nucleotides long. Its product is annotated as 7-deoxyloganetin glucosyltransferase-like. The transcript has 2 exons. Gene Ontology annotation, molecular function: UDP-glycosyltransferase activity. The record is from RefSeq and is a predicted model, not a curated record. Bases 52 to 1503 code for a protein of 483 amino acids. NCBI's taxonomy places the organism in Eukaryota, Viridiplantae, Streptophyta, Magnoliopsida, Magnoliales, Magnoliaceae.